This is a messenger RNA of Budorcas taxicolor (takin), 2793 nucleotides long. RefSeq names its product GEN1 Holliday junction 5' flap endonuclease (gene GEN1). The transcript is spliced from 14 exons. The record is from RefSeq and is a predicted model, not a curated record. Gene Ontology annotation, molecular function: four-way junction DNA binding; 5'-flap endonuclease activity. Lineage: Eukaryota; Metazoa; Chordata; Mammalia; Artiodactyla; Bovidae. The coding region runs from base 1 to 2793 and encodes 930 amino acids.
AUGACAGAAGGGCGUCUUUCCAAAAACCAAGGAAGCAGGGUUGUCCGGAUAACCACCAGGAUGGGAGUAAAUGACUUGUGGCAAAUUUUGGAGCCUGUUAAACAACACGUCCACUUGCACAGUCUCAGUGGGAAAACCAUUGCGGUUGAUCUGAGUCUCUGGGUGUGUGAAGCACAGACAGUCAAAAAAAUGAUUGGGACAGUCAUGAAGCCCCACCUCAGGAAUCUAUUUUUUCGUAUCUCAUAUUUAACGCUAAUGGAUGUAAAGCUGGUGUUCGUUAUGGAAGGGGAACCCCCCCACCUGAAAGCUGAUGUCAUCAGUAAGAGGAAUCAGGUCCGAUAUGGACCUUCUGGAAAAACAUGGUCUCAGAAAACAGGGAGAUCACAUUUUAAGUCAGUCUUGAAGGAGUGUCUUGAUAUGCUGGAAUGCUUAGGAAUUCCCUGGGUCCAAGCUGCUGGUGAAGCUGAAGCCAUGUGUGCCUACCUCAACGCCAGUGGUUAUGUGGAUGGCUGCCUCACCAAUGAUGGAGACACUUUCCUUUAUGGGGCCCAGACUGUUUAUAGGAAUUUCACUAUGAACACCAAGGACCCACAUGUUGACUGUUACACAAUGUCAUCCAUCAAGAGUAAACUAGGUUUGAAUAGAGAUGCUCUGGUUGGGCUGGCAAUACUACUUGGCUGUGAUUAUCUUCCAAAGGGAGUCCCUGGAGUUGGAAAAGAGCAAGCAUUAAAACUGAUAAAGAUUUUGAAAGGGCAAAGUUUACUUCAGAGGUUUAAUCAGUGGAAUGAAAAAUCUUGUUACUCUAAUUCACAACCAGUACUCGUUAACAAACUGGCUCAUUGCUCUGUGUGUUCCCAUCCAGGUUCAUCUAAGGAUCAUGAACGUAUUGGAUGCAAAUUAUGUCAAACUGAUCGAUACUGUGAACCACAUGAUUAUGAAUACUGUUGUCCUUGUGAAUGGCACCGUGCAGAAAAUGAGAGGCAACUGAGUACAAUAGAAAACAACAUUAAGAAAAAAGCUUGCAGUUGUGAGGGAUUCCCAUUCCAUGAGGUUACUCAAGAAUUCCUUCUGAACAAGGAUAAAUUGGUGAAGGCAGUCAGGUACCAAAGACCUGAUUUAUUAUUGUUUCAGAGAUUUACUCUUGAAAAAAUGGAGUGGCCCAAUCACUAUGCAUGUGAGAAAUUGUUGACACUGUUGACCCACUAUGACAUGACAGAAAGGAAGCUCGGUCGAAGGAACUCUAAUCAACUGCAACCGAUUCGAAUCGUUAAAACCCGAAUCAGAAAUGGAGUUCAUUGUUUUGAAAUAGAAUGGGAAAAGCCUGAACAUUAUGCUACAGAAGAUAAACAUGGAGAAUUGGCUCUACAAACAAUAGAAGAAGAGUCAUUGUUUGAAGCAGCUUAUCCUGAGAUUGUUGCUAUUUACAAAAAACAAAAGUCAGAAAAUAAAGGGAAGAAACAAAAAAGCAUGAAAAUUAAGUCUAACGGAAACAGUUUGCAAGAAUCAGAUGAGAUGAUGAAAGUUCAGUCACAUAUGACUUUAAAACCCACAUGGGAAAUCUUUCCUAAGCAGAAUUCCAAGUUAAGCUUGGAAAUUUCCCCUGAUUCUGCAUCACCCGAGGAAUCUAUUUCCACACCGUUGAAUGUCGUGCUCUUACCUGAAGAUGCUGUCUGUUUGACUACACAAGAACAGUCAAUAUCUUCUCCAAGAUCUUUGGCUGUGCAGCAAGUUAAAGAUAUCAGUAAGUCUCUAAUUGCAGAAUCUAGUCAACCUAGUACCUCAUCCCAUAAUAUAUCCGCAGUUGCUGAUCUACACUUGAGCACCAUCGACUGGGAAGGUACUUCUUUUAGUACUUCUUCUAGUAAUUCGCCGGCCAUCCCCAGGAACACAUUUACUCAUGGUUUAAAAUCAGAACUUGAAACAGCUAUUCUUGACAGUUUAAAAAAUAAUCCAGAGCAGUUGUAUUGUGAAUCAGAACGGCACAACACCAGUGUUAAUAAACUGUCCUGUUGGGAUCUUCAGAAGACUAAUCCUGAGGAGCACCUACUUUCUGGCAUUAGUGAUUUACAUCUUCAGGAUUUACCCUUAAAGGAACGAAUACUUAUAAAAUCAUAUCCUCAGAAUACUGUAGAACCAGAUGUUGACCUAAAAACUUUCUCACUACUUACUGUAAAAGAACAGUGUGUUGCUAAUAGUACUUCUCAUUGUCUACCAUAUCUUUCCAAGGAUCUUCUAGGAAUUCAUUUGCAAAAUGAAUCUAGAAACUGUAAAGUUCUAAAAGGAGACCAACUAUUUCAAGAAAAUGAUAAAUCAAAUACAUCUGUACCCUUGUCUGUCAAUAACCCAGGAACGAAAACCUCCACUGUUAGAACUGGGCCACCAAAUGCUGCUUUAUAUCAUAGUAGAAAAGCUGGCGUUCAAAUCGCUCGGAAAACUGUAAUGAAGAAGAGUGUUUGCCUUGACAGACUUUCCUCUGAUGAAGAAAGUGUCCCAAAGUUUGGGAAAGCUAAAUCCACAACUCAAAAAGUGAAGCAGAGUUCUCAGAAGCAUAGCCCAACCCAGCUCAAGAAAAAUGCCAACAAAUUGAGUAACCCUAAGGCAUAUAUUAAAGAAAUUGAGCAGUGUGUCCAGGCUUAUAGAACAGCUAGAAAUGAAGAAGCCUGUCUCCCAGAUGCCCCAAAAGAGCCUCCUAGUUUUCUACGAUACCAUAAGGAUAAAGAUGACUCUGGUACCUGUUUGGAUAGUCCUCUUCCUUUAAGUCAGAGAUUAAAACUAAGGUUCCAAAACACUUGA